AUGGUUUCAUCAUUGAAAACUCCCUUAAAAUUAAUUAUCGAUACUGAUCCAGGUAUUGACGAUUGUCAUGCAAUCACAAUGGCUCUGUCAUAUCCAAACGUUCAACUACUCGGUAUCACUAUUGUCGCUGGAAAUACAUCUUUGGUUAAUGGAGUUCGUAAUAUUCAUUAUCUCUUGUAUGCACUCAAUCGAAAAGAUGUUCCUGUUUUUCGUGGAGCCGAUCGAGCACUUGAUGGCAAUCAAAAGUAUGCUCCACACAUUCAUGGUGAAGAUGGUUUUGGUAAUGCAACUAAAGAUAAACAAAUCGAUCUAGAUUUACUGUGUGAUGAACCAGCUCCCGUUGCUCUUGUACGUUUAGCAAGAGAGAAUCGUGGUGAACUGGUUAUAGCAGCGAUAGGACCUUUAACAAAUAUAUUUCUGGCGCAUCGUCUUGAUCCAGAAUUUAGUCGUAAUUUAAAAUGUCUUUAUAUUAUGGGUGGUGAUUGUACAGUAUCACGAUUUAAUACUCUUUCAAUUGGUAUUGAAUUUAAUUUUGCUUGUGAUGCACUAGCAGCUUCAAGAGUUCUCGAAGAAUUUCAAACAACAAUAAGAAUUGUCACCUUCGAAUUAACAUGCAUGGUAGCAAUUCCAUUCGAAACGUUCGAUAACGAAAUAUUACCAUUAGCAAGAGAUUCGAAUAAUUCAAAGGCUCGUUUAUUUGCUGAAGUUACUCAAUAUUUAAUUGAUUUUCUGAAAGCAGCACAAAAACAUCCUGAACUUUCUUCUGCCUUUAAUUCGUGUGAUGCCGUUUGUAUGGCAUGUGUAUUAGAUGAAUCAGUGAUAGAAGAGAAAAGACAGGUUUAUGCUUGUGUUGAACCCUACGGCAAAUUCGCUACCGGACACAUGAUAUCCGAUUGGUAUGAUCAUUUCAAACGUAAUCCUAAUGUUGAAAUAAUUACAAAUAUCAACAAAGAAAAAUUUCUUGAACUUUUUCGUUUAAUCGUUCAAUAA
Messenger RNA from Rotaria socialis, 990 nucleotides. The record is from the annotation of a GenBank genome assembly. Lineage: Eukaryota; Metazoa; Rotifera; Eurotatoria; Philodinida; Philodinidae.